AUGCGCACUAAACAAGCACGACCUCGUCGCCGACCAUACACAAAUGAAGGCGUCGUGCAAACUGAGACAACGCAGGUAGCUCCAAGAAGGCUUGAAGCGAAGCGCCCACGCUCCUUGGCACCCGCUCAAGCCUGCACUGAAACCUGGUUGGACAUCGAGCCUGCAGCAGCCGCAGACUCGAACUGGUUCGCUGUGGGUAUGCUGGACGGGCUCGGGCAACACCAGGUGGAAACGUUUACGGACAGCGCCGUGCUGCACUUGCGUGCCUCGGAAAACGUUCCUGCAUUGUCCGGAUCACAAACGUGCUGGUCACUCCGCUUCGUCUCAACGGGGUGUGCGGGCGCGGACUGCAAGCCACCAAUGAGGGCAAGGAAGCGGAAAGCGCCCGACGACGCCGAACAACCGGAAGCAGUGAGCCUGGGCCCAGUGCCAGCGGCGCUGGUUGAAAGCGUUACGCGGCUGUGCCAGAGGAAGAUCCUGACGCUUGCACCUAUUCCGGAGCCGAUCCCGAGCUUCCUUGUCCUUGUGCAUCGGGAGCGAUGCCUCGCGGCGUCUUUACGACAGGAGGUGCUGCGGCGGGACCUGCACCAGGUACUCAGCUGGUGGCAUCCCCAGGUGGCGCUAGCUGAAGCCCGGCUGCAGCCAACUGCAGCUUACGCACCAGCGAAUGUGGGCUGGUGCUUCCGCUCGGCUCGCGGCGUGGUGAACGUACAAGUCGCCCCUCGAGCUGCCGAUGAGCGAUCGUUAUGGGGCGAAGCGCCCUGGGUCUAUGAGGCCAUGCGCCGCUUGCCGUCGGAUGUCGACGCUGUACCUGAAGCGUCGCCCGGAGCACCCCAUGGUGCCGCGAGCAGGCCUCUGGUGUCGCCGGAGGUUCCUGGUUUGCGGCCGCGGCUGCGCCCCUAUCAGUGCCGCGCCGUCACCUGGAUGCUCGAAAGGGAACGUCACGGGAUUGCUUGGGAGUCACUGGCACCGGUUUGCAUCCCGGAUACGCGAGGUGGUGGCGAGUACGCGCCGCUGCUUUUCCAUGCGCUCGAGUCGGUUGCAACCGCGGCCUCGACAUCGGGAAUCGAUACCAUACCCGAGCACCUCGUAUACGGUGGCAUGCUUUGUGACGAGAUGGGCCUCGGCAAGACCGUCGAGCUGCUGGCUUGCAUCCUUCUGGAGCGUGCGCAGCGACCAGUCGCCGGAAAUGCCUCUGGACAAUCCGAUGAUCAUAUUCCGGAAGAUGGGUGCGUUCGUCAAAGCAAGAGAGUAUGCUGCGAGUGCGGUCGGUUUCAAAACAAGCCACUUGUUCACGCGCUCAUCGUGGGCCGCGCUCGCAAACGCUAUUUCUGCGAGGAUUGCGCCGAGCUGCUUCAUUCUGAUACGCCCCUACCAAGCAAGUCGACGCUCAUCGUUUGUCCGAGCAUUAUCCUUCGUCAAUGGGAAAGCGAGAUACGAAAGCACGUCGAGGAUGCCUCCCUGGAUGUUGUCGUGUACCAGGGCCUGCACCGCGAGACCUAUCAGCGUCUGAGACGCCUGAGGCGAGCGGAUGUGGUGCUCACCACGUACGAUGCCCUGCGCGCAGACGUCAACCGGGCACACGAGAACAUUCUUCGGCCGAGAAGUCUUCGAUACGAGAAGCGCUAUCGAGUUGCACCAACCCCUUUGACUCGCAUAGAGUGGGAGCGGGUAUGUCUCGAUGAAGCGCAAAUGAUCCGUGGUGGUGUUGCCGCGGCAGCAGCGAUGGCGCUGCAGCUGCACGCGCACAAGCGUUGGUGCAUCACCGGUACCCCAGUACGCCGAUCUGUGGACGACCUGGAAAGCCUUGUGCGUUUCCUGAGGUUUGAACCCUUCUGCGAACCGGAAAUCUGGCGCAAAUGGUUGAUACGACCCUGCGAGCGGAACGGCAGCGGUGCGAGCUUGCGACUAGCGCAGCUGAUACGAGCGCUUGCCUGGCGCUCCCAGAAAGCCGACGUCUGGAUGGAGCUCAACCUUCCGCCGCAGUUUGAAAUCAUGCAGAACCUCAGCCUCGGCCCCGUCGAGCGACACUAUUACAACCGCCAGCACGAGACCUGUGUCAGUUUUGUGCAGCAUCUAUUAAACGCACGGGUUGCGAAAUACCUGGAGGAACCGGGUUCGCUGCUCAAGUCUGCGUCUCGACGCGGAUACGGCCUGGUUCGCUCGGUGCUGCAUCAUCUGAAAGUGCUAAGGCAGGCGUGUUGUCAUCCACGUCUGGCCCCGGGAGGUUUCGGUGGUAGCUCCACAGGGACUGGGCUCGAGGCGAACAUGAUGACCAUGGAUCAGGUACUGGAUGUCCUCAUUCAACGAGCACGACUCGAAUGCGAGGAGGCACAACGCUCGCUGGUGGCAUCUUUGAAUGGACUCGCUGCCAUCGCGUGGUUGCGUGGUCAACCAGCCGAUGCAGUUCGCCUGUACCGCGCAGUGCUGCAGCGUGCACAGGAGCCGAAACAAGCCAAUUUUGUCGAAAUCGAUCCGCUACAGCGAUACCAUGUACUGGUUAAUUUGGCACAAGUGCUGGAGAAGCACCCCGCUGAACGCUUAGAUUUUGGGGUAACGCUCCGAGACGAUUGUCUGCGCUCGGAUGCCGACGCUUUACGCGAGGCGUAUUUACGGGAGCGACGCGAGCAGGUGCAAAACGCGAGACGGCAGUUGCAGCGUCUCAGUUCCGAACUGGAACGCUGUGCGCAUGCAGCGCCCGUGCGUCUCUGGUGGAUGACGGCGCUGGACGCCAUCGAACGAGCCGAUUGUGGACAGUGGCUUCUGGAUCGACUCGAGGAGGACGGCAUCGUUCGACAGCUGCUCGGCGGAACGCAGACGCUCUCGCUGAAGGCGCUCCGUUACGCUCUGGUACGAAGCUUCGAUGCCCUUGAGCAGAGUCGACGCACCCUGCUGGAUCGGCUCCUGUCACUGCCAGGCAAUGGCGAUGCAGAACCGAGCGAAGCCGAGGUGCGUGCUUCCGGGACCUGUAGACAGUGCCGGGAGGACAUGCUGGGAGAGCCCUGUCGACACUGCGAAUCAGAGGACCUCUUUGAUGCCUACGAGCGAUGCCUCUUUGCCGUGCGCACCAGGCUGGUGAACGCGAGCAAAGCCCCCGACGCAACCACUGGGGAUCGUCUGCGUCGUGCAGCGGCGGUGAUCACCGAGGGCGACGGUGGUGUCCGUCUGGCCAGCGAGCUGGAACGUGCCCUGCGCUUCAUUGCAGCUGCACUAAGACGCUUGGACGCAGAUGCAGAUACUGGGGUUCUCGGAGAAUCAGCGGCGAAAGAGUGGGAGCGCUUCGCCCUGCUGAAAAAGGAAUUUACGCAUGCACAUGUCUAUUUCCGCGCUCAGAAAGACUAUCUGGGCGCCCUGGAUGAACUCAUUAUGGCGGCAACACGCAUCACGCUCCGAGCACCUGGCGAGCAAGUCAGCGAGUCAGAGCGCCGCUAUCGAAUCCUAGAGGCGGAAAUCGAGUCUACAGCGCUUGCGCUAGAGUUAGAUCGCCGCCUCGCUGAAGAACAGUCAGAUCGCAAGAAAGGCCAGCUGGUCUACUUGCAACGCCUGAAAAGCUCCUGUGUAGAGGAUCUCGCAGCGAAGCGUCAGGAGCCCUGUCCGAUUUGCUAUCGACAGCUGGGUUCCGAGCUUGUCCUCCUGCCGUGUGGCCACUGUUUCUGUAUCGAAUGCACGUCGAGCUACCUCGAGGCGCGCGUCUAUCGACAACACAGCCGCUCGCUGCCGUGUCCACUUUGCCGUGAGGUCUGCAACACACGAGAGGUCUCGUUCAUUCAGACGGGAGCAGCGAGUUCGCAGAGCGCGAUGGCACCCAUUAAAGGAAGCUUUGGCGCCAAAAUCGAAGCAGUCGUGCGCGAUCUGCUGUUCAUCCAAGAAUACGCGACAAGACAGGUUGCGGAGCGAGGGCCUGUUCCCGAUGCAACCCAUCGAUGCGUCGUGUUUUCGCUGUGGUCAGAGCUGUUACAGAUCUUGAGUGCGGCGCUCGAGCGCAACAAUAUCCCGCACGUUAUCGGUGAUGUUGAGGCUUUUCGCGGGCGUCGUGAGCCAAUGUGCGCGCUGCUCUUGCCGAUUCGCAUCGGAGCCAAUGGUUUGAACCUCGUCGAAGCACGGCAUGUGUUUUUACUGGAGCCGCUGUUGGACCCUGCGGCCGAGCUGCAAGCAAUAGGUCGUGUUCAUCGUAUCGGUCAGACGUGUUGCACGUAUGUUCAUCGCUAUGUGGUGCAGGGUACCGUCGAGGAGCAGGUACAGGCGAUCAGCGCGAGUCAUGUCUGGCAGCAGCAGCAGCAGCAGCAGCAGCACCAGUCUACAGGGCAGUGUCGAGCACGUCCCCCAGCCGACAUGCUCGAUACACAUGCUCUGACGCUCGCCGAUCUGCGCAGCAUGUUCGAGCCUGCUGGCAGGUAA
This is a messenger RNA of Cyanidioschyzon merolae strain 10D, 4398 nucleotides long. Its product is annotated as helicase-like protein. The record is from RefSeq and is a predicted model, not a curated record. Bases 1 to 4398 code for a protein of 1465 amino acids. The transcript has a single exon. Lineage: Eukaryota; Rhodophyta; Bangiophyceae; Cyanidiales; Cyanidiaceae. Gene Ontology annotation, molecular function: metal ion binding; ATP-dependent chromatin remodeler activity; ATP binding.